CUCCUCCCACUUUCACAGUUUCACAAAGCAAAACCAGCAGCAGCCUAACCCUAUGGUUCUCCAAUGACCACGUUCACCAACUCGGCGAGUCGACUCACUCUCCCCUACCAACCAACCCCUCUCAAUUCCCAGAUCCCUCAAAACCCACUAAAGAACCCAUCUAACCCAUCUUCCACAAUCCCUAAUGACCUCCACAUAGCCCAAAAUGUUAAACCCCAUCAAAACCCCAACUCUCCUUCACGUCAGAACCCUCCAAUCUCUAUUGGGUCCUCACCAUUUUCCCAAACUCUCAUCAAGAACCAAGCUUUUCACCCAUCCCUGUCACUCCUCCCCAAACCCUUUCCCAAACUUGGUCUCCAAAAUCUGUGACAUUUUGAGUGACCCCAAAUGGGAAAAAAGCUCAGAGCUUUUGGGUCUGAUCCACAAUCUCAGAACCUAUCACAUGUUGAAGAUUAUUCAGACUCACAGGAACACAGACUCGGCUUUGAGAUUCUUCUUCUGGGUUUCGAGGAGAAAACCUUACAAGCAUGACAUGAGCUGCUUUGUUUCAAUGCUGGAUAGGCUUGUGAGGGAGAAGCUUUUCGGGCCGGCAGACCAUGUAAGGCUUUUGCUUGUUAAAGCUUGUAGGAAUGAGGAAGAGCUUAAAUGGGUGAUUGGGUAUUUGAAUGAAAAGAAAAGAACUGGUUUUGGGUUUACAUUGUAUAGUUUCAAUACGCUUUUGAUUCAGUUGGGCAAGUUUGAGAUGGUUAGUGAAGCUCAAAAUGUGUAUAAUGAGAUACUAAGUAGUGAGGUUAAGCCGAGUCUGUUGACAUUUAAUACUAUGAUCAAUAUAUUGUGCAAGAAGGGCAAGGUUCAGGAAGCAGAGUUGAUUUUGAGCAGGAUUAUGCAGUAUGAAAUGUUGCCGGAUGUUUUUACUUAUACAUCGUUGGUUCUUGGGCAUUGUAGAAGUGGUAACUUAAAUUUGGCAUUUGAGGUUUAUGACCGGAUGGUGAAGGCAGGUUGUGACCCGAAUUCAGUUACGUACUCAACACUUAUUAAUGGGUUAUGCAAUGAGGGGAGGGUGGAUGAGGCACUGGAUAUGCUUGAUGAAAUGAUAGGGAAGGGGAUUGAACCCACAGUUUAUACUUACACUGUCCCAAUUACUUCACUUUGUGAGGCAAAUCGACCAUUGGAAGCAAUCAGGCUUUUCGGAAGUAUGACGAAGAGGGGUUGCUGUCCGAAUAUUCAUACUUAUACAGCAUUGAUCAGCGGGUUGUCUCGGACAGGGAAACUCGAAGUUGCUAUUGGACUCUAUCACAAACUGUUGAAGGAUGGUAUGGUUCCAAGCAUGGUUACCUUCAACACAAUUAUGAAUGAAACAAUUGAGGCAGGAAGAUAUGACAUGGGUCUGAAGAUUAUUUAUUGGAUGGAGAGACAUGGUUAUGGUAUCUCGGAAAAUACCCGAACACACAAUCAUAUCAUCAAGGGCUUAUGCUUGAUGGGUAAGAUUCACAAUGCGAUGGCUCUUUUAAGCAAAAUGCUUAAAGUGGGACCGUCUCCAAAUGUGAUUACAUAUAACACAUUGAUCAAUGGAUACCUCAAUAGAGGUAAUCUAAACAAUGCUCUGAGGUUAUUAGAGUUGAUGAAAGGGAGAGGAUGUAAACUAGAUGAGUGGACAUAUACCGAAGUUAUUUCUGGGUGUUGCAAGGCGCACAAGUCUGAAUUUGCAUUUAAUCUUUUCCAUGAUAUGUUAAAACAGGGCAUUAGCCCAAAUCAGGUCACUUACAACGUUUUGAUUGUUGGAUGCUGUAAUGAGGGGAAGGUAGAUGCUGCCUCGUCAUUUUUCAAGCAAAUGGAAGAGAAUGGUUGCUCUCCAGAUAUUGAAAGCUACAAUGCCAUUAUACAUCGUUUGUCAAAAGACAAUCAAUUUGCUAAAGCCAAGCAACUGUGUAAAAAGAUGGUGGAUCAAGGACUGCUUCCGAAUGUCAUUACCUACACAUCUUUAAUUGAUGGCCUCUGUAAGAAUGGUAGUACUGACCUUGCGUUCAGGAUUUUCCAUGAAAUGAGAGAAAGAGAUUGCUUGCCGAACUUGUACACUUAUAGUUCACUUGUUUUUGGGUUAUGUCAGGAAGGCAAGGCUGAUGAUGCUGAGAGGUUACUUGAAGAAAUGGAGAGGGAAGGAUUGGUUCCUGAUGUGGUAACAUUUACCACGCUCAUUAAUGGUUUUGUUAUGCUUGGUAGGCUAGAUCAUGCAUUCUUACUUCUUAAGCGAAUGGUUGAUGUUGGCUGCAAACCCAACUAUUUUACUUUUACUGUGUUGGUCAAAGGGUUGCAAAGGGAAAGUCAGUUACUCACAGAAAAGGUUGUGGGCCUUGUCGCGCAACAUGAAGCACAGUGUGGUUCCAGCUCUGACAAGAGAUUCAACUUUUUUGAGAUAUUAUGUAAUCUCCUAGCUAGGAUGUCAGAGAAUGGAUGUGAACCAACUAUUGAUACCUACAGUAUUUUAGUGAGAGGCUUGUGUGAAGAUCGCAAAUAUGAUGAAGUAGAUCAGUUGGUGGAGCAUAUGAAAGAGAAAGGCCUGUAUCCCAGUGAAGAGUUUUACAGGCCUCUAUUCUUUGCUCAUUGCAAAAACUUAAAACUGGACUCUGCUCUGGAAAUCUUUGGCUUGAUGGCAGAUAGAGGCUUUAAGGUUAACUUUUCAACCUAUACAGCACUUAUUUGUGCUCUCUGCAGGGCAAAACGGAUGGAAGAAGCUGAAACGUUGUUGAAAAGUAUGCUAGAAUGCCAGUGGAAUGCUGAUGAGAUUGUUUGGACUGUAUUAAUCGAUGGGUUACUGAAAAAAGGGCAGUCAGAUCCAUGCAUGCAGCUUCUUCAUGUUAUUGAAUCUCAAAACUGCAGUCUCUGGGUCGAGACAUAUGCUAUCUUGGCCAGAGAACUUUCUCAUGUAAACAAAACUAUGGCGACUUCUCAAAUUGCUGACAGAGCGAUAGAUUUAGAAGUACAUUGAUCAUGGUUUCAUUAUACACAUGAAGACACAAAGCAUUCUGUGGUCUUCAGGAGGAGAUCUGGUAAAUGAGAUCCAUUGCCAACAAAUCCAAAUGAAACCUUUUUCCGCCUGAGCUAUUGAUAUUCUUCAUCUGUGACCAGUUUGCAGCUUGCUCAUACAUAAAUGUUGAUGGUUGGGUGCACCAUGCACCAAUUGGGUAUUUCUGGUAGUUGGCUUCGGGUGUUCUGUGCAUAGCAAAGUGUCAAAAUUACGGCUUCGCCACGUGGCACGAUAAAGAAAGGUGAUGCAGCUUGGAUGUUCUCAUCGGAAAGCUUCCUAAUAACUUAUGACAAGAAGAUGUUAAGCCCCAGAGUUGAGAACUACUGCUAGAUGUACAACUCGAAUUCUUGGGUCAAGAUGAGCUCAAGUUCAGUAGUCUCUGUAAGUAAAGGGGAAAAAUUACCUACAUCAAUAAGAGAAAGGUAAAGUUCCCAAUGAACAUAAUACAAAGGUCACUACGUCCUGCUAUGGUGUUGGCUUUUUGACUACCACCUAGCUAAAAGCAUAAUUUCCCAUAUACUGUAUUCCACAAUUGGAUGAAGUUUUCUCCUUUUCUUAUCGUGUCAGUGGCCUCUUGAAUCUUUGUGACUCUGUGGGCAUUCUUUGUUGGGGAAAUGAUCAUUUACCCAAUUUCAGCUUAAAAAUUGUCCACUUGCUCCCCCAACAGUUUUUUAACCCCAUUUACCCAAAACACUCUAAGGGAUUAUUUCCCUAAUACCCAAUUAAUUCUUUUUUUAUUCUUUUUAUUUAUUUUUGGGACUUUUUUGCCCUUUCCUUCUUUCUCACUUAGAGAGAGAAGUCAUCCUCCACCUUGCUGUGCACCGGUGACCAGUGGCCGGCCGCGGUCUCCGGUGACCGGAGUCCGGCGUCCAGUGACCGGAAUCCGACAACCAGUCACCGGAAUCCCGAAUCCGACUGCCGGACUGGUGACCGGAUUUCGUCGUCUGAUUUUAUUACCCCCUAAUAAUUAUAUUAUUGCUCCCCAAUAAUCAUAUUAUUGCUCCCCAAUAAACUUGUUAUUGGGGAUCAAUAAUUAGUGAAAAAUGAAGAUGUUUUGAAUUUUGAAAGCUUUCGGAGGUUUAUCCAAAUAAAUAAUCUUAUUAUUGCCUCCCAAUAAUCUUAUUAUUGCCCCAGUAAACAUUUUAUUGCCCCUCAGUAAUCUUAUUAUUGUCUUCCAAUAAUCUUAUUAUUGCCAACUAAAUCAUAAUAAAAAAAGCAAUCACUACUGGAAAAAUAAAAUUUGACCAGCUAGGAAAUGUAGUGGGUAGCAAAAAAAAAAAAAAACUAGAAACUGAUUUGGGCACCCUGUAAAGCUUUGGGCACCCAAUCACCAUCUUCGGCGGCACCGUGGCUUCGUCUCCGGCUUCUGAAGGCUAUACGUCGGUCGACGUUCGGGUCUGGACGACGAGUCGGUCGUUUUAUAAGCCGUCUAUCGCUCUUGGAGGCUGAAGAAGCUCCAGCGCCGGCUCCGAUCGCUGUAAUUUCGAGUCAGCCACAUCGGGCGUUUGGGUGGGUUGCGGAUCUGCUAAGGAACGACAAAGCCUCCAUGGAUGGACGCCCCCGUCCAGUCCCCAACGCCGUCCAAUCCCCAACGCUUAGCUCCUGACGAAUCGGUGUCCAAUCCUCGUCCGGCAAAGACUGUAGUGAACUCGGCGUCUUCGAGUCGAGUCGACGGAGGUGGUGGUCACCUGCUCAGUUGACGUGACAGGGGGGGAGAGAAAGAGAGAGAGAGAUCCGGCGAAGACUGCAGUGAACUUGGCGUCUUCGAGUCGACGGAGGUGGUGGUCACUUUGCUCAGUUGACGUUACAGGGGG
This is a messenger RNA of Rosa rugosa (rugosa rose), 4839 nucleotides long. RefSeq names its product pentatricopeptide repeat-containing protein At5g65560-like. Gene Ontology annotation, molecular function: protein binding. The coding region runs from base 206 to 2986 and encodes 926 amino acids. The record is from RefSeq and is a predicted model, not a curated record. Lineage: Eukaryota; Viridiplantae; Streptophyta; Magnoliopsida; Rosales; Rosaceae. The transcript has 4 exons.